Molecule: messenger RNA, 4635 nt
Organism: Panicum virgatum (switchgrass)
Lineage: Eukaryota; Viridiplantae; Streptophyta; Magnoliopsida; Poales; Poaceae
Exons: 4
Coding region: 418-2622 (734 amino acids)
Source: RefSeq, a predicted model, not a curated record
CACACUCUGUCCCUGUUCCUCUCCUCGAAACCCUAGAUCGACUUUCGGCGGCGGCGGCGGCUGCGGAGGUGCACGACCACGCUCGGCCUGCAUCGCGUGGCACAAGAGACCGGCGGGCGACGUGCCCCCCCCCCCCGGGACGGGGCGGCGGUGCAGUUGCUGGCCCCCUGCGCGACGGGCAGCGGCGCACGCGCGGACCACCCCCCGCGCUACGGGCGGUGGUGUGGGGAGAACCGUCGGACAGGAGGAGUUCGAAGGAGAAUUCGGAAUCGAUUCGAUCGACUCUGUGAUUUGGAUCAGGGUUUGGAAACUUCUUGUAUGCUCACAUAUUCAGUGCUGAUUGGUGCAAAUAGUUUGGGGGCUGAGGUCCGAAAUUCUGUGAAUCAAUUGUAAAAAGGCUAUUUGAGGUGCGAAGAAAUGGAAUGCAACAGGGAUGAGGCCCAAAGGGCAAUGGAUAUUGCAAAGAAGAAGUUUGAAAUGAGGGACCUGCCGGGUGCCAUGAAAUUCGCUCUCAAGGCUCGGGCGCUCUUUCCUGAUCUUGAAGGCAUUGCUCAGAUGAUUGCCAACUUUGAUAUCUAUCUUGCUUCAGAGGUGAAGGUUGCUGGCGAGAAGGACUGGUACUCUAUCCUUUCUGUUGCCCCAUCAGCGGAUGAUGAACUGAUCAAGAAACAGUACAGGAGGUUGGUUCUUCAGCUCCACCCUGACAAGAACAAGCAAGUGGGUGCUGAGGGUGCUUUUCAGAUGGUCCAAGAGGCAUAUACACUGCUAUCCGAUAAAGCCAAGAGGGUAGUAUACGACCAAAAGAGGAAUGUAAGGCUCCAACAGAGGACAGCUCAAUCAAGUAAGGCAAGUGCGGCUCCUGGUGUAUCUAAUGGCUUCUAUAAUUUUGCUGCCAAUGCUGCUGCCACCUCCAAGCCGACGGUAAAAAAGCAAACAGUGGGACCAACAGCACCUGCCGUGCGCCCCUGCCCGCGCCCACCUCAACCUCCACCACCAUCCGCCGUGCCCCCUCAUGCGCCUACACCUGCACCUGGGUCAAAACCUUCUACAUUUUGGACCUCAUGCAACAAAUGCAAGAUGAACUAUGAGUACCUCAGGGUGUAUCUGAACCACCAUCUUCGUUGCCCUAGCUGCCGUGAGCCGUUCCUAGCAAAAGAGGUACCAAUACCACCAACUAAGACCGUGGGACAGGAUUCAAACAUUGGUGGUGCAAAACAAAAUACAAGCACUAAUAGAAAUAUGCAGUGGGGUCCAUUUUCAAGGGCUGCUGGUGCAGCUAGCGCCACUACAUCAUCUGCUGCUGCUGCUCAAGCUGCUAAUGUAGUUCACCAGACUUACGAAAAAGUUAAGAGGGAGAGGGAGGAGGCACAAGCUGCGGCAAGAAGGGAAGAGGCUCUUCGGCGGAAGUACAAUCCUCUAAAAAGUCAUGCAAGCAUGUCAGAGAAAGUUUUGGUUAACGAUGCUGGAGUUGGUUCUUCAUCAGUCAUAUCAGGUCCUGGAGCAAAUUGUUUUAGAGUGCCUGGUGUGAAUAUAUCUUUUUCAAGCAACAUUGGGGCCUAUGAGUUUCAAGGUGUUAAUGGUGGACCCAAUUGGAAAUUCAGGCCUCCAAUCCACAUAAGUUUAGCCAAGACCUUCUCCCAGUUGGAUGUUAGGGGUCUUUUGCUGGAAAAAGCGAAAAGCGAGCUGAAAAACAAGUUAACAGAAAUGAAAAGUAAAACAUCCCAAGUUGCUGCUAGUGGAAAAACAACCAAGAAACAUGUGGUUAAGGAAAAUGGAGGGGAUAAUGAAGCUGUAGCAUCAGAUGAUUCUACUACUAAUAAAGAUGUUCAUGCUGAUCCAAAUGCGAUUGGUUCAAAUACUAACUCAGAUGCUGAAAAUGAAGAUGAUGACCCCUUGUCAUAUAAUGUUCCUGAUCCUGAUUUCCAUGAUUUUGACAAGGAUCGCACUGAGGAAUCUUUUCAAAGUGAUCAAAUUUGGGCUACAUAUGAUGAUGAGGAUGGUAUGCCUCGUUAUUAUGCAUUUAUUCAGAAAGUUUUCUCUUUGAAACCAUUCAAGCUCAAAAUAAGCUAUCUCGAAACAAAGACAAAUAGUGAAUUUGGGCCUUUGAAUUGGGUUUCUUCUGGCUUCACAAAGACAUGUGGUGAUUUCAGGACUGGUAAAUCUGAAACUUGUGAUAUAGUCAACAUGUUCUCGCACCAGAUGAAAUGGGAGAAAGGGCUGCGUGGGGUUAUCAAAAUUUAUCCACAAAAAGGUGACAUCUGGGCUAUUUAUCGGAAUUGGUCCCCUGAAUGGAAUGAAGACACUCCAGAUAAUGUGAUCCAUGCCUAUGAUGUGGUUGAGGUACUAGAUGGUUAUGAUGAAGAUGAUGGCAUCUCCGUUAUUCCCUUAGUUAAAGUUUCCGGGUUUCGAACAGUAUUUGAGCGCCAUCAGGAUGUGAAUGCUGCCAUGAAGAUUCCCAAAGAAGAGAUGUUUCGGUUUUCACAUCAAGUGCCUUUUUACAGGAUGUCAGGCAAAGAAGCUCCAAAUGUCCCAAAAGAUAGCUAUGAGCUUGACCCAGCUGCUAUUUCUAAAGAACUUCUUCAAGAGACCACAGAAACAGUGGAGGCAAAUGGAACCUCCUAGUGUUGAUUAAGACUAUUAAAUAUGGUCUGCCUUGGUUGACCUUCCAUUUUGAAGCAACAGUUCUCCCCAAUCACCAUGACGAUAGUAUGCUUUUGACAAGUAUUCCUUCUUAUGGUACCUGUUAUCUUCCUGAAUCCUGAGUGCAUAUGUGAUUAUUUCAAACUAUCAAAUCACACACCUGCAUCUACUAUGAUAAAUAGGCUGUUCUUUGAUCCAUAGUUUCAUAUUAUGGUAUUAUGCGGUCAACGAGUGGAUGGCUCCUGGCUGUACUACUACCAUUGGCUUUUGAACAGAAAGUUUGCAUAAUAACUAACAUGGGUGCAAGUAAGGUGUUGCUCACUGUAGUGUAACUUAUUACAAGUAACUCGAGUUUUUCUUUUUCACUUCUUUUCUCUGUUUCUUCCUGUUGUGUUAGUGGAUCCUUUUGGAGAACAGAAGAAGUACUGAACCUGGCUUCUAUUUUGGGACUGGAGAUAACAGUAGCUGUAGCUUAUGAAUGGUCUCUGUGCUGCUUGAAAAUCAUGAUUGGUUUAUCUACAAUGUAGAAAUCGACAAUCAAGAUCAGACUGUUUUUUUAAAAAAACAUUGUGGCCACUAGUUUCACUUGUGCUGCUGAAAGGUCCAAGUUAGGAAACAUAACAAUCAAUGUGUUCUGUGAGCAAAAUGUAAUGGUCAUUAUUCCGUAGGAGACUGUAGAGAAUUUGGAUUACUUCAAGUAGUCUGGGCUAUGUAUGUUACCAAGGCCCCAUUUGGCCCAUGUAUGUUGAUAUAUUUGUAUAUCCAUGAGGAGUACAGAAAGAUCUUGAUUUCAAACCCAAAACAUACUAAACAAGAUGGAGAGCAUAAAUGAAAUCUGCAGCAUUGUGAUUUACUGAUUUUAAUUGCUUCGAAUAAAUGAGAGUUACGCAUCUAAACAGAAGUACAUGGGUUGUACACACAGUAGCAAGCCGAUCUGAUUAGCAACCAACCAAACCUAGACCUAGAGUUAGGUACUCCAUGAAUAUAUGCCGCUCGAUACAACUAUGUGUUACCAUAUUGUACCCACAUGUUACCUUAUCACUUCACAUUAAUAAUACUGAUAUAGUAAUGUGUUACUAUUAAGUAUGCAUGUAACCACUUUCCAGUAAAGUACAAAAUGAGUGAGCUUUGUUACUCGAUGCCUCUGGUAUCUUUUUUUUCUGUGUGAGUUUUUUUAAGGCAAAAUUGGCCGGUGAACACCAUUCAAAGCUGGCUUUUGCCACAAGACAAUGAAAAAAUGAUGUCUUUGAUGAAAGACACUGCAUAAGAGUGGUAAUUUGCUAUAGAACACUAGACCUAUUAUAAUAUUCAAUUUUAAUAGUAAGCUACAGGCAUUGACCUUCUUAUCCUUGACAAUCUUUUACUUGCACUGCACCAGGCUCCAAGUGUCCGAGUUUGCUGCCGGAGCACUGCCACCCACUCUGUCUUCUCCAACCAUGGGAAGAAGCACAUACCGUGGGUCAGCAUCCAUUGUACAUUGCUUGGGAAACUAUAAGCCACAUGUUCUCACUACUUGUGUUGCUGAUGCUGUGCUCUUCCUAGCACCUAUGGAGGGUGGAUGGAAAGGCUGGGCUGCUGGUGUGAAAUAUCUUGGGGGGGGGGGGGGGGGGCAGGGGGCAUCAAUGCUUAAAGCAAGCUUAAGCAGCAGAAUACCUUGUGGGUCAAGGAAGUAGUGUUGACCUGCUAUUUCUUUCAUCUCAAGUCCUCUUAAACAAAGUGACGAAAAGAUUGUUUCUGUUGAAACCUUUUCAUCUGACAUUAGGUUAGGUCAUGGAUAGGUGAAAGAUAUGUCAUCGAUUAAAAAAUUGUUUCAUACAUCAUGGGCUAUGAUAGAUUGAAAGCUAUAGGAAACGAUAAGGAUAGUUACCCGUCUAAGCAAGUACUAAUAGAUGCAAGCCUCUUUGAGCUUGAAGAGCAUGCUGUUCAGUUUGUCGAAGAAUUUAUUGCACAAAAGAAUGAUUGAGAAGUUAAUAUCAUUCACUCUGCUGAAGGCAA